This is a messenger RNA of Bathycoccus prasinos, 1347 nucleotides long. RefSeq names its product sialyltransferase-like protein. NCBI's taxonomy places the organism in Eukaryota, Viridiplantae, Chlorophyta, Mamiellophyceae, Mamiellales, Bathycoccaceae. The coding region runs from base 1 to 1347 and encodes 448 amino acids. The transcript has a single exon. Gene Ontology annotation, molecular function: sialyltransferase activity. The record is from RefSeq and is a predicted model, not a curated record.
AUGAAGAAGAAGACAACGACGACAUUAAGGAAGAAAAAGGUGGUGGCCAGACUCGUCUUCGUUCUUUUUGUUCUCGUGUUUCUUCUUCUUCUUCUUCUGUUUAAUACGUCGAACGACAACAACAGCGAGAACAACGGACACCAUCUUCGAAAUGGGAGGAACCCUUCGUCUUCUUGCGACGAUGAGAGUAUUGCGAACAACAAGAACAAGGAAGAAAUGUUGGACAGGUUUCGCCGCGCGUGGUUAGUAGCAGAUGAUGAUGAUGAUGAAUCGUCGUAUUCGGUGUCACCAGAUGCGACGACGACGAGGACACAGACGACGAGAGAAAAAAGUGCGAUAAUAAACUCUUUUAAAGGUCCGUUAACGUUACACUCGAAACUGGGGCCGAAACUCCCGAAAGUACCGAAAGCGAACGGGGAGAUGGAAGAUUUAGGUUUAGUUUCGAAACUGGACGCGAAGAAUUUACCGGAACGAGACGCGUUGGAGGAGUUACGCGAGCGAGAGUUUAAAACGUGCGCGGUCGUCGGGAACGGAGGGAGUUUGUUGUUGUACGAACACGGCGAUGUGAUAGACGCGCACGACGCGGUGUUUCGAUUUAACGACGGGACUGGAAAAGAGCCGUAUUCGAAAUACGCCGGGACGAAAACAACCGUGAGAUUAGUGAAUUCGCAACACCGAGGGUACAGAGAAUCGGAGGAAGAAAUCGUUUUGCAACACCUGACGGCGCCGGCGCAUUUGAAAUUGUACGUCUCCAAUCGAGCGAAGAAGUUAGUCAACGCGAAAGAUUACGCUCUGAGUGGCGCGUUUUAUUCGUUCGUAAAGAAUAGAAUCGAUAAGAAAUCAACGCCAACGAAUGGUAUGUACGGUCUGUAUUUAGCGCAAUCCGUGUGCGAGAAGAUUACGAUUUUCGGUUUCGCCCGACAGUGGUACAACGCGACAAGGUAUCAUUACCACAACGAUUACGAACCGACGGGGAGUCAAAACGCCAGAGAUUCCGCGGAGAUGAUUCCGUUGGAGAAACUCGUGAGAGACAAACCAACGAAAGUGAUGUUUGGAGAACCGUGCGUGGGUGGUGGCGGUAGUAGUAGUAGUAGUAGUAGUAGUAGUAGUAGUAGUAGUAGUAGUACUCGUAAUAGCGACAGAUGUCUGUUGUGCCCCAAAGGGAGUCGCUGCGACGACGCGUCCUGGGUCCCGAUCCCGGACGUCGGAUACAAAGCCAUGCCGAAAGAAAAAGUGUGCUUGUAUCCUGCUCGCUCGGUGGAAGGUCCGGCGCGAUACGGCAAUAUAGACGCGCGCGAGCGAUGUUACGAGCAACCCAAGGUGGAUUGUUUCCUUCCUAGAAGUUAA